GCUCCGUACACAAUCCGGAACCUGCACUAACUAAUUUCCGGCCCAAGCAAUCACGGCUCGGGAAUUGGCCAUGACACUUGUUGACGACUGCGUUCUGAUUGAGAGGGAGACAGACAGAGACAGACAGAGCUCGACUGCGCCCCGUGGUAAUUCGCGAUAGCAUAGACACCAACCCCGACGGCCAAUUGGAUCACCCACUACAACAUCCAACACCAUGGCGACCAAGCUUGGCCGAAGCAGGGCUUUGGCUUCAGCUUUGCGACCCGCGAGGCCCUCGCCCUCAGUCCAGCUGCGCUGCAUCAGCGCCACUGCCCGCACCAAUGCCAUCGCCAUGCCUUCCGACGCCCAGAACAUGAGGCAAGCUCCUAGAGAUCACCCCAAGGAGCUCAAGGCCCCCAUUGUCAACCCUGCCGACAAGUACCAGACCAAGGCCGACGACCUGCACCGCUACGGAUCGUGGGUCAUGGGCUGCUUGCCCAAGUACAUCCAGCAGUUCUCCGUCUGGAAGGAUGAGUUGGUCCUCUACAUCGCCCCUUCCGCAGUCAUCCCCGUCUUCUCCUUCCUGAAGUGUGAGUUGCCCCCAGCCCGCCGUUUGUUUCGCCUGGAGAAGCAGCAAUCUAACGUGCACCCAGACAACACCGCCGCCGAGUUCACCCAGUGCAGCACCGUCACAGCCGCCGACUUCCCCACGAGGGACCAAAGAUUCGAGAUCGUCUACAACCUUCUCAGUGUCAGGCAUAACGCUCGCAUCCGAGUCAAGACAUAUGCCGACGAGGCCACACCAGUCCCCAGCAUCACGAGCUUAUACGACGGUGCCAACUGGUACGAGCGUGAGGUCUACGAUCUGUUCGGUGUUUUCUUCGUUGGCCACCCGGAUCUCCGCAGAAUCAUGACUGAUUACGGUUUCGAGGGUCACCCUCUGCGCAAGGACUUCCCCUUGACCGGUUACACCGAGAUCCGUUACGACGAGGAGAAGAAGCGCAUUGUCACAGAGCCUCUUGAGCUCACACAAGCUUUCCGUAACUUUGAGGGAGGCUCUACUGCUUGGGAGCCCGUUGGGCCCGGUGCUGACCGCAAGCCCGACACAUUCAAGCUUCCCACACCGAAGCCCGAGGAGAAGAAGGAGGAGCCCAAGAAAUAGAUUAGAGCCGGGCACUGUACAUAAUUGUGACAACCACAAGAUUCAUGUUCCUUUUUUUUUUUUUUUUUUUCCUGACACAAG
Truncatella angustata is the source of this 1222-nucleotide messenger RNA. RefSeq lists its product as uncharacterized. The transcript has a single exon. Lineage: Eukaryota; Fungi; Ascomycota; Sordariomycetes; Amphisphaeriales; Sporocadaceae. The record is from RefSeq and is a predicted model, not a curated record. The coding region runs from base 215 to 1141 and encodes 308 amino acids. Gene Ontology annotation, molecular function: NADH dehydrogenase (ubiquinone) activity.